CCUUCUCAUCGGAAAAUAUGGAAAUGGGAUAUUUCCUGCCGGCCUUCGCAUUGUCAUAAGACGCAUUUCUAUAUUACAUUUACAGCAUUAACGGUAUUUUUUUUUUCGGUUACCUACUAAUAUCACUUUACUUCUUCAUAAUUAUACUUUUCAAUUCAUUAUAAUUAUGUUUGCCACCCUUAACCAAUAACAACAGUCAAGAAACCAGGCGAAGACCAUGCCAAGGGCAGGUUUUAUUAUUAACUCUAUACGUAUUCCUUGCACUGACAGAUCGCUCACAAUAACUGUUACAUGUUACCUGCACAAUAAGUAUCGAUGUAAGUAAAUCUCUGAUACGUGAUGUUAACGACAGAUUAUUCGUGGGAGUGAGUGGAGGGAUGGCGAGAGCGGGAUAGAGGCAGCGGUGGUGGUGCAUGACUGUACUGGGAUGUUGUUAGGGCAGAAUCUUCCACGACGACUGCCCAGGACCAACUCAAGCCGUGUACUCGUGGCAACCUGGCUGGUGUUUUCUCUUGUAAUCGGGACUGCCUACCGUGGCAACCUCACCGCAUUCCUCACGCUACCGAAGUACCCACCCCGAGCUGAGACACUUGAACAACUCGUUGCUGCGACUGACAGAAUAACGAUGCCACCAUACGGAAUAGUGUUCAAAAAUUUCUUCAGCAAGUCAGAUUCACGUCUGUUCCAAAGACUGGCAGAACGAAUAGAAUUCGUUCCAACAGUAGUCGUCGGACAAGAAGAAGCCAUUCACAAGAACAGACAAGCACACAUGGAAAACCGACGUUACCAGCAGCUGAAGAUAGCAGAGAGGUUCACCAAGGCGGAUGGGACCCCCAAAUUAUACAUUGGUCGGGACAGUAUGCUUCCUGGCCAGGCUUCCUGGCCUAUUCCUCAUGAUGCUCCCUACAAACCCAUCUUAAAUCGCUGCCUCAUGGCUGUCAUUGAGGCUGGACUGUAUGAGAAAUGGAGCAAGGACCUGUUGUACCAAGUCCAGAUGAACAGCCGCAGGAGGCAGCAGCAGCAACGGGCGCAGCAACAGGAGGAGGAAGAGUCUCAGAAAGAGACAGAGUCAGGCAGUGGCAUCAAGGCUCUCACCAUCACACACCUGCAGGGAGCAUACAUGCUCCUCCUCUUGGGCUCUGGUCUUGCAGGACUUGUCUUUAUCACGGAGGCCUUUCCCAAGUGGCUUUUGCAGGGAAAAAAGGUAUAUAAUUAAGACAUCCCACAGUUAUGCUAGCCAUAUACAAUAGUUCAUCAUGCCAGGUCAGCUGACUGUGUGGCACUGAAUGAACACUGUGGAAUGGCAUUUAGCCAUGAACUCUUUGGCACAAAUUCAAUGUAAUUUUAAGUGAGAGUGCAGUACAGUAUCAUGUUUGCAAACGAGCAACCAAAACUACUAUUUUAUAAAUAUUAGACAUGUGGAAAACAAUAGGUUGUAUUAAAAAUCAUGAUAAAGACCACAAUGGGUGGUCAAAAACUGUCAGGAAUAAGGAAAACAUUGAUUGACUCAGAACAAGUCUUGGAUGCUCUCUACAAAAUUCAAAACAGUGAUUAUAUCACAAAAGUUGGGAACCCACUGUAAGGGCUGUAAUGAGCGGGAUGGUUGUCCACCGCUCGUUUGCUUGCUCACGGACCCACUAGAGGGGUAAAUGGAGGUGAAAAGGUCGCUGCUGCCUCGUCGCACGCCAGACACGAUCCAGCCAUCACCACAGCUGUACUUCGCCCCGCUGUUCGAUUCCAACUCUGGCUGUGUACUCAUCUGAGGUUCCUGGGGCUCGUGGGCUGAUUCCCCAGUCCUUCACUAUACGGCUGUCAACUCCGGUCACCUACUCAAGCUACUGCUGCGCUGCCACGUGAUUGCCACUUCCUCCACGCCCUAUCCACCAUUCGUGCCCUGGCAUCUCUCCUGUGUGGCAAGACAUCGCCCACCAAUGCUGGUGCCAAGUGAGGAAGCUGCCCUGGACCUUCCCCCUGAGAGUGUAUCACCGCGUUACCAGAACAUUCCACUGUGCUGGUUAGGAGAAAGAUUUAUCGGCAGCCAUAGGAAGUACCUGUUCUUUGUUGUAUUGACUGUUUUGUUUUAAGUAAUUGUUUGACUCCAGUGCUGUUUAUUUAAUAUUUGUGUGAGCGGUGUCAGAGUUAAAUUAUUGUGAUUAUUUUCGUAGUAAAGAAAUGUCAAUCUCUAAUGGUUGUUUAUUACUCCUUGGAAACCCAUGGUUCUUGACUUUCCUUUUUAUAAGAUCCUCAUUAGGCUGGCAAGGGAUUUAUAUCCCGA
Messenger RNA from Homarus americanus (American lobster), 2275 nucleotides. RefSeq names its product ionotropic receptor 93a-like. The coding region runs from base 428 to 1216 and encodes 262 amino acids. The record is from RefSeq and is a predicted model, not a curated record. NCBI's taxonomy places the organism in Eukaryota, Metazoa, Arthropoda, Malacostraca, Decapoda, Nephropidae. The transcript is spliced from 5 exons. Gene Ontology annotation, cellular component: membrane. Gene Ontology annotation, molecular function: ligand-gated monoatomic ion channel activity.